CUCCUCUCUCUGACAGACUGACAGACAGACAGGAGCGUACUGAUCACAGCAGCUCUCUCUCUCUCUCUCUCUCUCUCUGUGUCUUCCUCUCCGACACUCGCUAUCCUUCCUGCCUGCCGUGGACUCAGACAAGCAGCUCCAACCAUCCCAAUCAUCUCCACCUUCCUGCUACCAUCCACAGAAGGAUCCUUUCAGAACCACAGCCAGAUCCCGAACUGCAAAUAUGAAGGCCGUCUUUCUGUUCACGCUCCUCUUUGUAACGGUCCUCUGCCGACCGGUGAAGAAAGGCUCAAGCAGCAGCUCGGAGAGCUCUGAGGAGUCGGUCAAGCCAGCCCCAGUGUUGAGGAAGGCUGCAGAAGCAAUCUUUGAGCUGGAACCUGUACAGAAUGUUGAAGCAGCAGCAGCAUCAGAUGAGAGUUCAGACAACUCUGAUGAAGUAAAGGCUUCAGACACAGCCUCAGACACAGCCUCAGACCCAGCCUCAGACCCAGCCUCAGCCUCAGACACAGCCUCUGUGGACAGUGAUGACAGUGCAGACAGCGAGGACAGCGAGGAGGACGCUCAGAAGAGCGAGGACGUGGUGGAGGAGGAGGAGGAGGAGUCCAGUGACAGCUCAGAGUCAGGGGAGGCAGAGUCCACCCUGGCCCCCCCUACUGUGGAGCCCACUGUGGAGCCUACUGUGGAGCCCACUGUGGAGCCCACUGUGGAGCCCAGCCCUCCCAUCAUCUACGAUGACGGCCGAGGGGACAGCAUGGGGUACCCGAGUGACUACAAGAAGAGCUACCAUGACACAAACACGGUGGAAAAGCUUCCCUCCCCAUUCAAGUCUUAUGAGGGCAAGAUGAUGGGCAAGACAUCCGCACACGGCGUUGGCAAUGACAUCGAGAAGCAGACCAUGAAGGUGUACAAGGUACAGGCCCUUCAGGUCCACCAGCUGCUGGAUGAGGACACCAGCACCCCAGAGGUGGAGAGCCAGGGGCUGGGACUGGACGAGGUCAUGGGUGUGGAUCCCUCAUCCGGCUCCUCCCAGGAGGACCCUGCCCUGCGCGUGGCCCAAGUCAGCCAGGAGGCCGGCCCUUCCAAGAGCCUGGAGCAGGAGGCGGGGGAGGCAGAGGAGGCAGAGGAGGAGGGGGAGGAGAGUGCCAGCGCCGGCGAGAGCUCCAGCCCGGACGAGAGCUCCAGCGCCAGCGAUGCAGAGGGGGAGAGCGACAACGCCAGCACCAGCCAGGAGUCUGAUGCCAGCCACAGCAGCGAGGAGGCCACUGAGACGCCCGGGGCAGCUGACAGUGAGUCCGACGAGAGUGCUGAGAGCCAGGAGAGCGACUCAGCUGAGGAGGCAGUGGAGCCGGUGGAGGCAGAGGAGCCGGUGGAGGCAGAAGUCCCGGUGGAGGCAGAGGAGCCGGUGGAGGCAGAGGUCGUGACCCCUUCAGUCAUUCUCGUCAAGUAGCCAAGAGAGUAGCACACGCCUGAGCCUAGGUUGAAUAUGUCAAGGCUGAGACAAAAACUGCAUGACAACAUGAACGUUUGGAUUUCAUGGAACCAGCUGUUAUUUGUCCCCUAUAGCAACAGAGCUAACGGCAGCUGACUGUCCUUCCCUAAAACAAACAAAAUAUGCGAACCUUAUCACACAAUUUGUAUACAAUCUCUAUAUUCCAGUGAAAUUCUACAUAGAGACAACCAACUCUGCAGACAUAAGUCCACUUAGAGGUCAAAGUGAGCUUGUGUUGUCUUCUACCCACGCCAAAGCUGACCCCAUGUCAGUGUCCAUGAGCAAUUUAUUUAUGCAAAAUCAUGUCUCAUCCUUGAAAUAUUGAUCCUAGGCAUGAACCAGGAAGUGGCUCCUUAGCCUUUUUACCCAGAGUCCUCUAGCUGUCAUCUGUGAGAGGGGAGGGGUCAGAGGCAAACUAAGAAUUAACAGGGAGAAUGAGUUCCUGAUGUCCACUCUAUCAUACUACUCUGCAUGCACGGCAACGUAGAUGAAUUAGGGUGCAUUGUGGGUACAUGUGUUCAGGGCUUAUGGUGCAUGCUAGGGUGGAUGCUGGGUAAAAGAGCCAAACUCAGGGCCCUGCAAGGUCUAAUGGUUCACUUUCCAGCCAUGACAUAGAACAGUUAGUCUUGUUCAUUGCACAAUCCUUAUUUACAAUACAUGUUGUUUGUCCCCAGUUUGUUUACUGUAAUGUAUCAUAUUGUAACAUUUCUAAAUAAAUAAA
Messenger RNA from Hypomesus transpacificus, 2210 nucleotides. RefSeq names its product secreted phosphoprotein 1 (gene spp1). The record is from RefSeq and is a predicted model, not a curated record. Bases 224 to 1447 code for a protein of 407 amino acids. NCBI's taxonomy places the organism in Eukaryota, Metazoa, Chordata, Actinopteri, Osmeriformes, Osmeridae. Gene Ontology annotation, biological process: ossification; cell adhesion. The transcript is spliced from 9 exons.